CCCAGGGCAGCUCCUUUGCCGAGGGCUGUUCAUUGCCCCUGCUCAGUGCCCGGCCUUGCCCCUGAGGGAUUCUCUCCCUUGCCCCUGGUUCCCCAUGACCAGUCAGUGCAGGGAGCUGGAACAGUCCCAGCGACACCCCCACAGUCCUGGGGAGAGACCCCUGAGCUGGAGCAUAAGCAUCAGGGAUAGGCUGGCUCAGGAUGUGGGAAUGGGGCCUUUCCCCUCUAGGGUGCCCUGGCUCCCAUCCGGCCCCAGGGCAGGGACUGGCCGACUCAGGGACAGGCAAUGGGACCCACUAACACCUGUCUCCCCAGUGCCCCCUGAGAUGACUGCGUUCCCCGAAGACCAUGUGGAGCUGGGCGAGCCCAACAUCCUGAUCUGCUUCAUGGACAACUUCUCCCCGCCGGUGCUCAGCCUAACAUGGCUGAAGAAUGGGCAGGAGGUGACAGAGGGUGUCUCCAAGACUGACUUCUACCCCUGCCAGGACAACUCUUUCUGCAAGUUCUCCUACCUGCCCUUCCUCCCCAGCCAGAGCGACUUCUAUGACUACCAGGUGGAGCAUGUGGGGGCUGCCCGAGCCCUUCACAAAGCACUGGGGUAAACACGGGGAGGAGCCCAGGCCCCAGAAUCCCCGAGGUGCCUUUGUGGGAGCCACUCGCACACACUUCAGUGCCUGUUGCCAGCUGCUGUACCUAGGCAGGAGCCCCCCGGCCCCGUAACCAUGACACCCCACCUGCUAGAGCGGGGGGGGGGGCAGCCUGAGAAGGAGCCAGAAUUUACCAAAGUACAUUGCCAAAGAGCUACAGUAACACAUCAGCAGCUCCCACACCCACUCCCAGUGCCUGCCGCAGCACCUCCCUGGACCUCCCAAUUAGCUGUUUUGUGGCAUGCAG
Chelonoidis abingdonii (Abingdon island giant tortoise) is the source of this 893-nucleotide messenger RNA. The record is from RefSeq and is a predicted model, not a curated record. NCBI's taxonomy places the organism in Eukaryota, Metazoa, Chordata, Testudines, Testudinidae.